AUGGCUAUGCCUUGUGUGCACGCAGUUGGUGCUAUAAAUUCCGCAGGAUUCGCGAUCGAAGAUUAUGUUGGUUCAUAUUAUCUCGCCUCCACUUUGCGGAAUACCUAUCAGGGAGAAGUUUUGAUGAUAUCGUCCGUGGAUAUUGCAGAAGCUCACGCAGAAGUAGUUUUGCCACCUGUUGUUGAGCGCAGGCCCGGCCGUCCCAAAAAAAGAAGAGUAAGAUCUUCUACUGAGGAAGAUAAAAGAACCUUGAGCUGCUCUCAAUGUUCAGGGACAGGGCAUAAUAAAAGGACGUGCAACAAAUAG
Messenger RNA from Trichoplax adhaerens, 306 nucleotides. RefSeq lists its product as uncharacterized. The transcript is spliced from 2 exons. The coding region runs from base 1 to 306 and encodes 101 amino acids. Lineage: Eukaryota; Metazoa; Placozoa; Uniplacotomia; Trichoplacea; Trichoplacidae. The record is from RefSeq and is a predicted model, not a curated record.